Molecule: messenger RNA, 2864 nt
Organism: Acinonyx jubatus (cheetah)
Lineage: Eukaryota; Metazoa; Chordata; Mammalia; Carnivora; Felidae
Gene: LONP2
Product: lon peptidase 2, peroxisomal
Exons: 15
Coding region: 115-2673 (852 amino acids)
Biological process (GO): protein quality control for misfolded or incompletely synthesized proteins; protein processing; protein targeting to peroxisome
Cellular component (GO): peroxisomal matrix
Molecular function (GO): ATP hydrolysis activity; serine-type endopeptidase activity; ATP-dependent peptidase activity
Source: RefSeq, a predicted model, not a curated record
GCAGCGGCGCGCAGGCGCGCCGACGGCUGGGAGCUUUGGCUGGGGCGGUGGGGCUAGUGCCGGUUGCCGCGUCCUGCUCCCUUUGACGCCCCCCCAGCGCGAAUAGCCGUCGCCAUGUCGUCGGUGAGCCCUAUCCAGAUCCCCAGCCGCCUCCCGCUGCUGCUCACCCACGAGGGCGUGCUGCUCCCCGGCUCCACCAUGCGCACCAGCGUGGACUCGGCCCGCAACCUGCAGCUGGUGCGGAGCCGCCUGCUCAAGGGCACGUCGUUGCAGAGUACUAUCCUGGGGGUCAUCCCCAACACGCCCGACCCGGCCAGCGACGCGCAGGACCUGCCGCCACUGCACAGGAUUGGGACGGCUGCCCUGGCGGUUCAGGUUGUAGGCAGCAACUGGCCCAAGCCCCACUAUACUUUGCUGAUUACAGGCCUGUGCCGUUUCCAGAUUGUGCAGGUCUUGAAGGAGAAGCCAUAUCCUGUUGCCGAAGUGGAACAGUUGGACCGGCUUGAGGAAUUUCCCAACACCUGUAAAACUAGGGAGGAGCUAGGAGAACUAUCAGAACAGUUUUACAAAUAUGCAGUACAGUUGGUGGAAAUGUUGGAUAUGUCUGUCCCUGCAGUUGCUAAAUUGAGACGCCUUUUAGAUAGUCUUCCAAGGGAAGCAUUACCAGACAUUCUGACCUCAAUUAUUCGAACAAGCAACAAAGAGAAGCUCCAGAUUUUAGAUGCUGUGAGUCUAGAGGAGCGGUUCAAGAUGACCAUACCGCUGCUUGUCAGACAAAUUGAAGGCCUGAAAUUGCUUCAGAAAACCAGAAAACACAAGCAAGAUGAUGAUAAGAGGGUUAUAGCAAUACGUCCUAUUAGAAGGAUUACACACAUCCCAGGUGCCUUAGAAGAUGAGGAUGAGGAUGAAGAUCAUGAUGACAUUGUCAUGCUAGAGAAAAAAAUACGAACAUCCAGUAUGCCAGAGCAGGCCCACAAAGUCUGUGUCAAAGAGAUAAAAAGACUCAAAAAAAUGCCUCAGUCGAUGCCAGAAUAUGCUCUGACUAGAAAUUAUUUAGAACUUAUGGUGGAACUUCCUUGGAACAAAAGUACAACUGACCGUCUGGACAUUCGAGCAGCCCGGAUUCUUCUGGAUAAUGAUCACUAUGCUAUGGAAAAAUUGAAGAAAAGAGUGCUGGAAUACCUGGCUGUCAGACAGCUGAAAAACAACCUGAAGGGCCCCAUUCUUUGCUUUGUUGGCCCUCCUGGAGUUGGUAAAACAAGUGUGGGAAGAUCAGUGGCCAAGACUCUUGGUCGAGAGUUCCACAGGAUUGCACUUGGAGGAGUGUGUGAUCAGUCCGACAUUCGAGGACACAGGCGUACCUACGUUGGCAGUAUGCCUGGUCGUAUAAUCAAUGGCUUGAAGACUGUUGGGGUUAACAAUCCAGUGUUCCUAUUAGAUGAGGUGGACAAACUAGGAAAAAGUCUGCAGGGUGAUCCUGCAGCAGCUCUGCUUGAGGUGUUGGAUCCUGAACAAAACCAUAACUUCACAGAUCAUUAUCUAAAUGUGGCCUUUGACCUUUCCCAAGUUCUUUUUAUAGCUACUGCCAACACAACUGCUACUAUUCCACCUGCCUUGUUGGACAGAAUGGAGAUCAUUCAGGUCCCAGGGUAUACACAAGAAGAGAAGAUCGAGAUUGCCCACAGGCACUUGAUCCCAAAGCAGCUGGAACAGCAUGGGCUGACUCCUCAGCAGAUUCAGAUCCCACAGGUUACUACUCUUGACAUCAUCACCAGGUAUACCAGAGAGGCAGGGGUUCGCUCUCUGGAUAGGAAGUUUGGAGCCAUUUGCCGAGCUGUUGCUGUGAAGGUGGCAGAAGGACAACAUAAAGAAGCCAAGUUGGACCAUUCUGAUGUGGCUGAGGGAGAAGGUUGUAAAGAACACAUCUUAGAAGAUGCAAAACCUGAAUCUAUCAAUGACACUACGGACUUAGCCCUACCACCCGAAAUGCCGAUUUUGAUUGAUUUCCAUGCUCUGAAAGACAUCCUUGGGCCCCCAAUGUAUGAAAUGGAGGUGUCUGAGCGGUUGAGUCAACCAGGAGUGGCAAUAGGUUUGGCCUGGACCCCCUUAGGUGGGGAAAUCAUGUUCGUGGAGGCAAGCCGAAUGGAUGGCGAAGGUCAGCUGACUCUGACUGGCCAGCUAGGAGAUGUCAUGAAGGAGUCUGCCCAUCUCGCAAUUAGCUGGCUCCGCAGCAACGCGAAGAAAUACCAUCUGACCAAUGCUUCUGGAAGUUUUGAUCUUCUUGACAACACAGACAUCCAUCUGCACUUCCCAGCUGGUGCUGUCACAAAAGAUGGACCAUCUGCUGGAGUUACCAUAGUAACUUGUCUCGCCUCACUUUUUAGUGGGCGGCUGGUGCGUUCGGAUGUAGCCAUGACUGGAGAAAUCACAUUGCGGGGUCUCGUUCUUCCAGUGGGUGGGAUUAAAGACAAAGUGCUGGCGGCACACAGAGCAGGAUUGAAGCAAGUCAUUAUUCCUCAGAGGAACGAAAAAGACCUUGAAGAAAUCCCGGGCAAUGUACGACAGGAUUUAAGUUUUGUUACAGCAAGCUGCCUGGAUGAAGUUCUUAAUGCAGCUUUUGAUGGUGGCUUUAUUGUCAAGACCAGACCUGGUCUCUUAAAUAGCAAACUGUAGGCCCAAAUCCCAACUUUUCAGAAUUGCAAGUUAUGAAGUGCCAAAGGGCACAGAAAAGGUUUUUGUUCAUACCAGUAGAGGUAGGCUAGGUGUCCCUAAUCUUUGAACAUGAUCACGACAGUAACCUCACUCAAAUGGCUGGUGUUGAUUAUAAAAAUGUUAAUUGAAUAAACGGAUUGAUAAAAAUUGAA